Molecule: messenger RNA, 1568 nt
Organism: Nanorana parkeri
Lineage: Eukaryota; Metazoa; Chordata; Amphibia; Anura; Dicroglossidae
Gene: ONECUT1
Product: one cut homeobox 1
Exons: 3
Coding region: 102-1568 (488 amino acids)
Biological process (GO): regulation of transcription by RNA polymerase II
Cellular component (GO): nucleus
Molecular function (GO): DNA-binding transcription factor activity, RNA polymerase II-specific; RNA polymerase II cis-regulatory region sequence-specific DNA binding
Source: RefSeq, a predicted model, not a curated record
GAAACAAGUGAAGGAAGCAAGAAGUUCAAUGUAAAGCAUUCCUGGGACGUUUAACCUGCACGCCAGAUAGAUGUGUUGUCCACAAGCCUGCACGUAUAAACAUGAACGCUCAACUGACCAUGGACAAUAUUGGGGAUCUGCACGGGGUGAGCCAUGAUCAGGCUACUGCUGAUCUAAUGAGCAACAGCCCACAUCAUAGGGGAUCGUUGGGCCAUCGCAGCAAUCAUCUGGCUGCCCAUCCGCGAUCCAUGGGCAUGGCAUCGAUCCUGGACGGAGGAGAUUACCAUCACCACCACCACCGACCCCCGGAGCAUGCUUUAACGGGGCCACUCCAUCCCACCAUGACCAUGGCUUGUGAAACCCCACCGGGCAUGAGCAUGAGCAGCACCUACACCACGCUGACCCCCCUGCAGCCCUUGCCACCCAUCUCCACCGUAUCGGACAAAUUCCCCCAUCACCACCACCACCACCAUCAUCACCCUCACCAGCGGAUACCGGGCAAUGUCAGCGGUAGCUUCACCCUCAUGAGGGAUGACAGAGGGCUGACCUCCAUGAACAAUCUGUACAGCCCUUACCACAAGGAUGUCACCGGUAUGGGGCAAAGCUUGUCUCCGCUCUCCGGAUCUGGUCUGGGGAGCAUCCACAAUGCCCAGCAAGGCUUGCCUCACUACGCUCACCCCAGUGCCACCAUGCCUACCGAGAAAAUGCUCACUCCCAACGGCUUCGAAGCCCAUCACCCUGCCAUGUUAUCCAGGCAUGGAGAACAGCAUCUCACCCCGCCAUCUGCUGGCAUGGUGCCUAUCAACGGGAUCCCCCACCACCCCCAUACCCAUUUAAAUGCCCAGAGUCACGGACAGAUUCUGGGCUCCGCCAGGGAGCAAAACCCAACAUCCAUGACUGGUUCCCAGGUCAACAAUGGAAGUAAUUCAGGGCAAAUGGAAGAAAUUAAUACCAAAGAAGUAGCUCAGAGAAUCACCACUGAGCUAAAGCGGUACAGCAUCCCCCAGGCGAUCUUUGCCCAGAGGGUACUGUGCCGCUCGCAAGGGACCCUCUCAGAUCUGCUGAGGAACCCCAAACCUUGGAGCAAACUCAAAUCGGGCCGGGAGACUUUUCGCAGGAUGUGGAAGUGGCUUCAGGAGCCAGAAUUCCAGAGGAUGUCAGCUCUCAGGCUAGCAGCUUUGGUACCAGCCGAUCCGGUAUUUCAGCACUCUGGACAGUUGCCUGCAGACUCCCUGGUUAAAAUCGGCUAUCCAUCACAAAGCACCCAGUCUAAUCACUUGUCAUGUAAACGAAAAGAACAAGAUCAUGGCAAAGACAGAGGGAAUACACCAAAAAAGCCAAGGUUGGUCUUCACAGAUGUCCAACGAAGGACUCUUCAUGCAAUAUUCAAAGAAAACAAGCGUCCGUCCAAAGAGUUACAGAUCACCAUUUCCCAGCAGCUUGGCUUGGAACUCAGCACAGUCAGCAACUUCUUCAUGAAUGCUCGCAGGAGGAGUCUAGAUAAGUGGCAAGAUGAAGGCAGCUCGGGAAAUACAUCAUCUUCAUCAAGCACUUGUACCAAAGCAUGA